CAUAAAAUUUUGGUUGUGAAUCGUGAUUCAGAUGGAACCAGAUUCGGAGCCCCGAUUGGAGACCCGGAGUACAAUUCUUUUAUACAUCUCGUCUUUCUAUAUUUAAACUUGCCGAUUUUGGGGGAAACGAUAAAAAAGGAAACUAAACAAAAUUCACAUUUAAUUGCGAGAGAUCUUUGGAGGAAAUGUCGAAAUCGCCAUGGGGAAUCGGCGCCUGGGCUGCCGAGACCGAGAGGGAGGAGGCCGAGCAGCGAGAAGCCGAGGAGAAGGCGGCCGCUGGCAGUUUUCCUAGCCUGAAGGAAGGCGUGAGCACAGCCAAGCAGAAGAAGAAGACGAAGAUGACUCUACAGGAAUUUAGGGUUAUGCCGUCUCAAGGCCGCGGCCUGACGCCGGAGGAAAUGCUCCGCCUCCCAACGGGGCCGAAGGAGCGGUCGGCGGAGGAAAUGCAGUACGGUAGAUUGGGAGGCGGGUUCUCCAAUUACGGGUCGAGACCUGGACCGAGCGGGCCUAAUUCGGGUCGGAUGGAGUAUGAGGGCCGGAAAUCUUAUGGAUUUGAGGAUGAUGGGCGGAGGGGACCUUUGCAGCAACCUAGGGUUUCGGAGUUCGAUCAGCCUUCGCGAGCUGAUGAGGUGGACAAUUGGGCUUCGAUGAAGAAGCAAACUGCCCUGCCGGAUCACGAUUCGCGCGAAUCCAGGGUUUCUGGCAAGUACAGCUCACUUGGGGGUGCGUCGCGUGCCGAUGAAGUGGACAAUUGGGCGUCUAUGAAGAAGCCUGUGUCACAGACGAGAAAUUCGAGCUUUGGCUCUAGGACCGAGACUGAUCGUUGGGCCCGUAAUGAGAGUUUCGGGUCUGGAUUCUCAAAACCUGAAUCGGAUAGGUGGUCUCGGAGUGAGCAAAAUCACAGUUUGAGUUUGAGUUCGCCUACAAUUGAGAGUGCGGAGGGGGUAAAGGUUAACAAGCCUAAUCCUUUUGGGGCGGCGAGGCCGAGGGAGGAAGUGCUGGCGGAGAAAGGGUUGGAUUGGAAGAAGAUGGACUCGGAUGUAGCAGACAAGAAACACUCGGAUAGUGGUGGGAGUAGGCCCACAAGUUCGCAGUCGAGUAGGCCAGAGACUCCGCAGUCGAGCAGGUCGGAGCCGCCUCCUUCAUUGGGUGAAGCUGUAAUGAGGCAGAGACCGAAAGUAAAUCCAUUCGGGGAUGCCAAGCCUAGAGAAGUUAUGCUGGAGGAGAAGGGGCUGGAUUGGAAGAAGAUUGAUCUUGAGUUGGACCGACGUGUGGACAGGCCUGAGGCAGAAAAAGAGAAAAAAUUGAAGGAAGAAAUUGAGCAACUUAAAAGGGAAUUGCUGGAAAAAAUUGGUGAAGAACAAGCUGGUGUGCAAGAUCAAAUACAUAAAAAGGAGCAGGAGUUGGAACUUCUGGUGUCUCAGUUGGAUGACAAAGUUCGCUAUAGUCAAAGAAAUUUUGAGAGGCAGAGCCCUGGAGCUGUUCGGGAUGUUGGCUUUAAUGAUAAACCUCCUUCUCGAACCGGAUUAUAUGAGGGUAGAUCCAGCUUUCAUGACCGGCCUCCUUCUGCCUCUGGACAAUAUGAAGAGCCUAGAGCAGUCUAUCAAGAGAGGCCUCCAUCUCGUCCAGGUGCAUAUGAGGAUUCAAGAGCUGGCUUUGCUGAGAGACCUCCUUUUCAACCUGGGGCGCAUGAUGAUCCUGAAGUUGGGUCUAAUGAAAGACCCCAUUCAAGGCAGGGAGCCUAUGAUGAGAACAGAUCUUCCUAUUCUCAGAAAGCUUCUUACACAGAUAGAGCAUAUCAAGAGCCCAGAUCUCUAGAUGGCAAUGAAAGGCCUCGUUCACGUGGCUCUGUGAAUUCAUGGGCAAGACCAAGUGAUGACAGAAGAUAUUUUCAAGGAAGUGGAGGCAGAGUAUUUUCAGGCAGCAGAGAUGUAGAGAGGUCAGGGUCGAGGUGGUGAACUCUCAAACCCGAUUCUCCCAGGACUCAAUUUCUUCCGGUCGCUCUGUGCUCACUCGCUCUCUGACUAGUUAGAUGCAAUAAUACAAUGACACCCCUGUUCCUCCUCAUUUCAUGAUUUUUGCAGUGAGGAAUGGAGCUGGAAAUCUAAAUUCUGAUAACAUACAACUCUUGCAUUAAUUGUUGUUGCAUUUUGAUGAUGUAUAAAUUCUCAUUUCCCCUCACCCUUUUUUGUUUGUCAUUCUGUAGUGGGAUCAAAUUUCCAUCUUCUCCAAAAAAGGGACAUUGUAGGGCAAAUCCCUCGGAAUAUAUUUGUUUGUUUACACUGUUCGUACCUCAAUCCUAUGUUGUCUGAUGAUUCUUACUUUUAAUAACAGACGAUGUUGUUUCCAUUUUCUUGCUAAAAA
Molecule: messenger RNA, 2364 nt
Organism: Salvia splendens (bonfire salvia)
Lineage: Eukaryota; Viridiplantae; Streptophyta; Magnoliopsida; Lamiales; Lamiaceae
Product: eukaryotic translation initiation factor 4B2
Exons: 3
Coding region: 186-1958 (590 amino acids)
Molecular function (GO): mRNA binding; translation initiation factor activity
Source: RefSeq, a predicted model, not a curated record